Molecule: messenger RNA, 1453 nt
Organism: Setaria italica (foxtail millet)
Lineage: Eukaryota; Viridiplantae; Streptophyta; Magnoliopsida; Poales; Poaceae
Exons: 4
Coding region: 109-1146 (345 amino acids)
Source: RefSeq, a predicted model, not a curated record
UUCCAGACCCGCCACCACUUUCUCUUGGCUCUUCCCUCACAUCUGGCAGCUAGCCUGAAGCUCCGCAGCUGAACAAGCGAAGCAGCAGCAAGAGCGAAGAGGAGCUCCAUGGGAAACACCCUCGGCCUCGGCGCCGGCGCCGGCCUUGGCCUCGGCCUCUGCUUCGGCGCCGCGGCUCUGAUGCAGGCUGUUGGAGCAAACGCAGAACACCUGAACAAGGGCAGGGAGGCACAUGCCAACAGAGUGGUGACUCCUCAGCGUCAAUACAAUGUUCAUAGCGCCGAGGACAUCGACGAGUCCUCUGCCGAGCGGCUGUACGACGCGAUGAGGUACGCCAAGGCCAACGCGAUGCUGAUCCAGGUCCCGGUGUUAGGAACAGCGAAGAAGUUCUGGCGAUUAUCUGACAAAGCGACUAGGAUUAGCAGAAAACUUGCAUUGAUACUGAGCAGCCAGCACAAAAUUGGCAAGUAUCUCACUGCACCUCUGCAGUUGUCCGAUGUCUGGAUUGGUAACAAUGGGAGUGUCAAGCUGAGAGGGGUCAGUUUCACUGCUAGAGGCUUCAGUAUUGAGCGUGUGAGAGAUGACUACAAGUACCUGGCCAAGGUCCUGAUUGAGUUGAUUAAAUUCUCGGGUGGGGAUAUCAACAAUUUGCCUCCGGACUACAGGGAAUUCUUGCUGCUCAUUGGGAGGGGCACCGUUACAAUGAGAGAUGAAUUAUUGAUUGUAAACAACGUUGCGCUUCUGCCAAUGGAAAACCGCACUGAGGUCUUCCUGAUGCUACACGAUAGAAUUGUGAAUUAUCGUGGUCGCGAAGACGAAGCAAAGAGGAAGAGAAUACUCUCUAAGCUCCCCUACAAGAAGGACUGGUUGGAUACUGCCAGGGCAAAUGCAAGAAUCAACGAGUGGGUCACCUUUCCAAAAAAAGGAAUGAACCAAGGGGUUGAAAAUGUUCGCGAGUACAGAAGGACUCCGUUUGAUCUACUGCGGCUCAACAGAAAUAUAAGAUGCCACUUGCAUCAGCAUAACAAUGACGACAUUGAGGAAACUCUGUAUUGCGAAUGGCCCGAGCUGCUCAUGGUCAUGGAAAAGAUGUUAUACUUGGAAGGUGAGCUCGUUGCCACUGACAUCCAAAACAAGUUCGGCUAAUCAGUCCUACUGCAAAACAGACGUUUUAUGCAUUUCCUGCUGUUGUUAAGCUACAGUUCUUCGAUCUUCAUUGCGAAAGUUUCUUGUGAUGGAUUGAUGGUUUAUGUAAUAGGCUUGUUGCUUGCUUUCUUCAAUUCAAACAACUUUUAAGGUAAAGCUGGACCAGGAUUGUAAAACUAUAUAUGCUGUAAAAUGUUACCUUAAAACUCUAAAAACUAACUAUGCUUGGAUUGCAUCAGUAAGGGACACUGCAAGUGCUAGCAUACUAUUCAAAAGCACUUUCAGAGAUAUUAAGGUCCUUAAGAUA